Messenger RNA from Diatraea saccharalis (sugarcane borer), 2505 nucleotides. The record is from the annotation of a GenBank genome assembly. NCBI's taxonomy places the organism in Eukaryota, Metazoa, Arthropoda, Insecta, Lepidoptera, Crambidae.
AUGAAUGUACCGAAAAAUUUACCAGACCAAGAUUUAAGAAUUAAAAUUGCUUGUCGAAUGGACAAACCGCUAAACAUGAAGCAUUGUGGCUACCUUCAUGUCAUAGGCAAAAAUGUUUGGCGAAAAUGGAAACGUCGCUAUAUGGUUCUAGUUCAAGUUAGCCAGUAUACAUUUGCACUCUGUUCUUAUAAAGAUAAAAAGUCCGAGCCAGCGGAGAUGAUGCAAUUAGAUGGUUUUACUGUCGACUACAUCGAACUCGCCAGUGCUCAGCUGAUUGUGGGACAAGAGCUCGAAGGUGCAAAGUAUUUUAUGAACGCAGUAAGAGAUGGUGAAUCCGUUUUGAUGGGGGUAACAGAUGAGAACGAAUGUCAUUUAUGGGUGAUGGCACUGUAUAGAGCAACUGGACAAAGUCACAAGCCCACACCACCCACCACGUCCGAUACACAUCAUAAAAUUAUGGGAGAUGCAGAUAAAGCACGCAAGCACGGUAUGGAGGAUUACAUACAAGCAGAUCCAUGUCAGUUUGAUCACCAUCUUUUAUUCUGUACAUUACAAUCACUGACUUUAAAAUACCGUCUUCAAGAUCCCUAUUGCUCAUUGGGUUGGUUCUCCCCUGGUCAAGUAUUCGUUCUAGAUGAAUACUGUGCAAGAUAUGGCGUGCGAGGUUGCUACCGUCAUCUAUGUUAUCUGUCAGACCUACUCGAUGUAGCCGAAAGUGGAUCACAAACAGUUGAUCCAACUCUAAUGCAUUACUCUUUUGCGUUUUGUGCGAGUCAUGUGCAUGGAAACAGUACAGCGACGUUGCCUGGCAGGCCAGACGGUGUGGGCAGUAUCACGGUACAAGAAAAGGAGAAGUUCGCUGAGAUAAAGGAGCGCCUGAAAUCACUGCUGCAGCAUCAGAUCACUAACUUUAGAUACGCGUUCCCAUUUGGAAGACCGGAGGGAGCUUUGAAGGCCACUUUAUCGCUCUUGGAACGCGUGCUAAUGAAAGAUGUCGUAACACCAGUUGCACCUGAAGAAGUUCGAGCGAUGAUACAGACGAGCUUAGAAAAUGCGGCACUAUUGAACUAUACACAGCUCAGCCAGAAAGCAAAUAUUGAAGAGGAUCUAAGAGGUGAAACGAUGGUAACGCCGGCAAAAAAGCUGGAAGAUCUGAUUCAUCUUGCAGAGCUGUGCGUAGACCUUCUGCAACAAAAUGAAGAACACUAUGCAGAGGCUUUCGCGUGGUUCUCAGAACUGCUAGUAGAGCAUGCCGAGAUCUUCUGGGCUCUUUUCGGUGUCGAUAUGGAUCGAGUACUAGCAGAACAGCCACCGGACACAUGGGAUUCUUUCCCGUUGUUCCAGAUUUUAAACGAUUAUCUAAGGACUGACGAAAACUUAAAGGGAGGUAGAUUCCAUGAACACCUGCGGGAUACUUUUGCGCCAUUAGUUGUGCGUUAUGUCGACCUUAUGGAAUCUUCUAUUGCUCAAUCUUUACACAAAGGGUUUGAAAAGGAGCGAUGGGAAAUUAAAGGAAAUGGUUGUGCUACAAGUGAGGAAUUAUUUUGGAAAUUAGAUGCGCUACAAUGCUUCAUAAGAGAUCUCCAUUGGCCAGAACCAGAAUUCAGGUCUCAUUUAGAGCAGCGACUGAAGCUGAUGGCCAGCGAUAUGAUGGAAACCUGUAUCCAAAGAACUGAAGCAUCUUUCCAGUCGUGGUUAAAGAAAAGCGUCACUUUCAUGUCAACGGAUUACAUACUGCCCGCAGAGACAUGCGCGAUGGUGAACGUUGCUUUGGAUGCGAAGAACCAGGCACUGAAGCUUUGCGCCGUUGAAGGGUAUCAAUAUCACACCAAAAUGGACGCUCAAAUCGAAGCAUGUCUACAAGCAAUGGCGACUGGAAUGACUACAAGGUUGUCAGCCGUUCUCGAAGCCACAUUAGCAAAGAUUGCCCGGUUCGAUGAAGGAAGUUUAAUAGGUUCGAUCUUGACCAUAGCAAACGUAUCGGGUUCCGGCAAAGACAUCGGUCAAGGUUACGUUAAUUUUAUGAGGAAUUCUAUGGACCAAAUUAGAUCAAAGGUGACAGAUGAGCUUUGGAUUCUGCAGCUGUUCGAGCACUGGUAUGGCAUUCAGGUUGGACUCAUCAAUACCUGGCUGGGCGAGCGCCCCGCGCUGCACCCACAACAGGUUGCCUGCCUGUCAAUAAUAUUGAAGAAAAUGUACAGCGAUUUUGAGCUACAGGGUGUUAUAGAUGACAAGUUAAACUCUAAAGUCUACCAAAAUGUGGCAGCUAGAAUGCAUACCGAAGAAGCCACGUGCAGUCUUUUGCUGGCUCAACAAGAUGCAGGUGGUGGUGAUGACGGCGGAUCCGAGGAAGGUUCGAGGAGCGGCAAAUCGAAAUUGGAGGCGCUCACGGAGGAAGCCAAACUCGGCAAUGUCACUGCGGUUGUGGGGAAGGUGGGAAACAUUUUCGGUCGGGGUAUCGGCGAGCUGUCAACGAAACUCGGUGGAGCCUCAUCUUGGUUUUAG